CUACGCAAGAUUACGCUCAAGGCCUCAGACCGUGGGCAAUAUCUUCAUAUAUUUCUAUUUAAGGGAGCAGCUGGUACCCAAUCCAUUCGCCAUAGUCGUCAUCGCACCUCACUCCUUGAUCUGAAAGCGACCGCGGCCGCGCGCAAUCCGAAUUUUACAUCAAUUUCAUCUCAAUCUCCGUUCAUCCAUCAAGUCAUCAUGGGUGUCCCGAAGUUCUUCAGAUGGCUCUCGGAGCGAUAUCCUGCGAUAUCUCAGCUCAUUGCGGAGAACCGAAUCCCCGAAUUUGACAACCUUUACUUGGACAUGAAUGGAAUCAUCCACAACUGCACCCACAAGGACUCGCACGAUACAUCAUUCCGUCUUAGCGAAGAUGAGAUGUUCAUACGCAUAUUCAAUUAUAUCGAACACUUGUUUGGUAAGAUCAAGCCGAAGAAGCUCUUCUUCAUGGCUAUCGAUGGCGUUGCUCCUAGAGCCAAGAUGAACCAACAGAGAGCUCGCCGAUUCCGUACGGCGUUAGAUGCCGAACAAGCCCGCGAUAAGGCUAUACGAGAAGGACAGGAACUCCCAAAAGACGACCCCUUCGACAGCAACUGUAUCACACCGGGUACAGAAUUCAUGGCCAAACUAACCCAGCAGCUCAAGUACUUCAUCAACAAAAAGAUCUCCGAGGAUUCUGACUGGCAGGUCUGCGACAUUGUUCUCUCCGGUCACGAAGUCCCCGGCGAGGGAGAGCACAAGAUUAUGGAAUACAUCAGGAACGCCAAGGCCCAGCCGGACUAUCAUCCCAACGUUCGUCAUUGCCUAUACGGCCUGGAUGCCGAUCUUAUCAUGCUGGGGCUAUUAAGUCACGAUCCCCAUUUCUGCUUACUUCGAGAAGAGGUUACUUUUGGUCGCGCUUCGAAGACUAAGUCGAAGGAGCUGGAGCAUCAAAACUUCUACCUAAUGCACCUCUGCAUAGUCCGAGAAUACCUCGAACUAGAAUUUCAGGAGCUGAAAAAGGAAGGUUCCAUAAAAGUGCCUUUUGACAUGGAGAGAAUCAUCGAUGAUUUUAUUUUGAUGGCAUUCUUCGUUGGCAAUGACUUUCUUCCGAACUUGCCUAAUCUUCACAUCAACGAAGGGGCCUUGGCAACAAUGUUUCGUCUCUACAAACAAGUUCUCCCCCGGUGCGAUGGUUACAUCAACGAAGGAGGGGUUAUUAACCUCUCCCGCCUAAAAUUAUUGCUCGAUGAACUUUCAAAGGAGGAAGAUCGAUAUUUCGAGAACGAGUGCGCGGACUCGAAGUGGCUCAAGGCUAAGCACCUAACCGAGGCCAACGGUCAAGAACAUAGCAAGCCGAAAGGAAAACUUGUCGUAACGAGUUCCCAGAAGGAGAUUUGGAAGAAGAUUCGAAAGUUCAUAAACCAACGACCGCCUACUCCGCUCAACCUUGGCCACGGACUCGCCGCCGCGGAUAGAAAAUUUGUGCAGGACACUGCCGACAGUCUUCAUAUCGAAUGGCGUACUGUUGAGGACGACGAUGGACAACGCAACCUAUUACUAGCGUUCCCCGCAAAGGAAGACGGCGACGAAAACGAAGAAGAGGAGGAAGAAGGACAUAUGGCCUUAUUCCGCGUUAUGAAGCGCUACGACAACGCUCAGGUCGUCGACAUUUCUGCCCAAGAAGCCCGGGCCGCCGCUCAAACCAUGUACGAGGAGAAAUUCCGAGAGUGGAAGGACAAGUAUUAUGCGAGCAAAUUCGAGUGGGCCCCGGAGGUCAAGGAGACGGAACUGACAAAGCUUUGCGAGAAUUAUGUGCAGGGUCUACAAUGGGUACUAUACUAUUAUUACAAAGGAGUAGCUUCUUGGCCAUGGUUCUACCGCUACCAUUACUCUCCCAUGACAUCAGACAUCGUCAGGGGCAUGAAUGCCGAUCUCAACUUCAAACUCGGCCAACCUUUCCGUCCAUUUGAGCAGCUCAUGGGAGUCCUCCCUGACCGAAGCAAGAAGAUUGUCCCCUCGGUAUACCACGAACUUAUGACAGACGCGAAAUCGCCAAUUAUCGAUUUCUACCCUAGAGAUUUUGAGCUCGACAUGAACGGAAAGAAAAUGGAAUGGGAAGCUGUUGUAAAGAUCCCUUUCAUUGACGAGCAGAGAUUGUUAUCCGCCAUGGCACCUAAAAACCAGCUUCUUACCCCGGAAGAGAAGGCGCGCAAUGAUUUUGGCGUGUCACUGAAGUUCACCUAUGACGCCAAUGUUGACUUUAUCUACCCGUCGUCCAUGGUUGGAAUCUUCCCAGACAUACCCCAUUGUCGCUGUGUCGAGAACAUAUUCGACCUGCCUACAACGGAGGGGUUAGACCUAUAUGUUGGUUUACUGAAAGACACGAAGGUGGGAGUCGACGCUCUAGCAGGCUUUCCAAGUCUCGCUACAUUACCCUAUAAUGCCGCUCUUGGCUUUCACGGGGUGAACGUUUUCCAGCAAGAGAGCCGCAACGAAAGUAUGGUGGUAACUCUAGCCGACGUAGAGCUCCGAAGCAAAGUUGAGUUGGCAAAGGUCAAAUUGGGGCAGAAAUGCCAUGUCGGGUAUCCCUUUUUACAGGAGGCUAAAAUCAUAUGCGUGUCUGACGAGUUAUUCGACUACGCGCUUGCUGCCGAUGGGUCCGGCCAAAUUAUCCAGACUCACCACACCGGGAGAGAAAUUGAAGAGUGGAAUAAGAAAUCGUACCGCAUUGAAAAUUUCUACAGUAAAAGACUCGGCAUAAUCAUUGGAACAAUCGAGUCGAUGGUCCACGUCGAGAUGCUAAGGGGGCUCGUCAAAACCGACGAGGGUGCUACUAUUAAAGAGUACGGCCAUAUCCCCGGCAUGGAGACAGAUUACGCAGCACAGGUGAUCGUUGACGAGGUCAUCAGCGAGGACGAGCGGUUCAUUGAGCGAGCUGCGCUCCCCCUCGAAGAAGAGUUCCCUAUCGGAUCUCGCGUUUUCUUUCUGGGCGACUACGCCUACGGACGUCCCCUUGAGAUAUCUGGUCAUAGCGAUAACCGGGCGGAGAUCAUAUUGUUGGUACCUUCCACGAAAGAACCGGAUUUUACGCAUCCAAUUAUUCGCCGUGCUGAGCAACACAGUGGUUAUCGGCCGUCUUACGCCGUCGCGAAGGAUCUGGGACUUCACCCUCUCGUAUUGAGCAAGAUCACUUCAUCCUUUUUUGUUCACACCAUAGGCGGCAGUAUGAAGGUUAAUCUAGGACUGAACCUCAAGUUCGAAGCAAGAAAGCAAAAGGUCCUCGGAUAUUCGAGAAAGUCGAAUUCGGGGUGGGAAUUCAGCCCUGCUGCAAUACAACUACUAGUAGAGUAUAUGACCCGCUUCCCUGACUUCUUCGCCGCCAUCAUGAAGAACCCAUCAGGGAAUGAAUUACACGAGACGCAACUAUGGCCAGAUAGUGACGUUGCCAGUGCCAAGAUCAAGGAGAUCGGAGCUUGGUUGAAGACCGUAGAAACUAGCAAAUUUGAACGAGUCCCUCUCGAUGCCGAACAGCUGGACUCAGACGUGGUCAUGCUUCUCCAAAAAGCAGUGGACGAGUUGAAGGAGACGACCAACAAAUCUGAUAGGAGAAAACUUAAAGGCGUUCCUCGAUCAGCAUUGCUCAACCCUAAGGACGCUGAGCAACGGCUGAGCAGCCAAAGAUUCAACCUAGGUGACCGAGUAGUUUAUGUCCAAGCCUCCGGAAAGGUGCCUAUGGCUUCAAGAGGAACGGUUGUCGGUAUAAGCACAGUAGGCAACCAUCAUAUGCUCGACAUAUUGUGCGACAAUGCUUUCAUGAAUGGCACAACCUUGGGGGGCCGGUGCGAACCCUUCCGAGGGCAGACGGUCUCAGCUAAUUCGGUGCUUAAUGUCACCAACAAGCAAGUCAUUGCAAGCUCCAAGAUGAGCCUAGAAAAGCGACCUGUCCAAGCGACGCUACCUCUUCAGUCCCGAGGAUACGGCGCACCCGGCAAUCCCAGUGGUCAACUCCGAGACGCGCCCGCGCCGUCUCCCCUCCGAGGAUCUUGGAGGGGUGCUGUCAAUGGCAUUCAUCGACAAUCGGUACAGGGACGAAACACUCAGGGUCCUUCGGUACACAACGAUGCUCCUCGCUUACAGCACAGCAGCAUGGUUUAUCGUCCGGCAAACAACAACCACCACCAACAGCAAGCAAAUUAUCAAGGAGCGGCACAACACAGCGACAGAUUUCCUUCGCGUGGUCGUGGAGGUUCGAAUCGAGGUGGACGUGGAAAUAGAGGUGGUAGGGGAGGUUCGAUGGUCCCAAGCACCACUAUUAAUAACCCAGGCGGAUCGAUCAUGACAGGAGCGCCUCAGAAUCCGACCUACAACGCUGUACCGCCACCAUCCGGGUUGGAUGUACGUGGCGGUGGCCGCGGACGUGCACGCGGGCGUGGUGCCUUGCGUGGAAGAGGGGCCCGGGGCGUUGCAGGUAAAGACUAAUAAAACCGAGGACUCUAUCUCAGUCUAACUGACUAAUUAAGUGUUGCGAGGUGGACAAUGUAAAUAGAGGUCUGGGUGCAGGAAAACUUUGGCGGGCAACGGGUUUGAGGGUUACUAUCCCAAUACUAUGCUCAAGGGGUGGAGAUGUUCA
This is a messenger RNA of Annulohypoxylon truncatum, 4609 nucleotides long. RefSeq names its product exoribonuclease 1. The coding region runs from base 199 to 4458 and encodes 1419 amino acids. The record is from RefSeq and is a predicted model, not a curated record. Gene Ontology annotation, molecular function: 5'-3' RNA exonuclease activity; RNA binding. Lineage: Eukaryota; Fungi; Ascomycota; Sordariomycetes; Xylariales; Hypoxylaceae. The transcript is spliced from 4 exons. Gene Ontology annotation, cellular component: nucleus. Gene Ontology annotation, biological process: nuclear-transcribed mRNA catabolic process; rRNA catabolic process.